This is a messenger RNA of Saimiri boliviensis boliviensis (Bolivian squirrel monkey), 923 nucleotides long. The record is from RefSeq and is a predicted model, not a curated record. NCBI's taxonomy places the organism in Eukaryota, Metazoa, Chordata, Mammalia, Primates, Cebidae.
AUGCGGACAAUUGACAAAGCACCCAAAAACAAUCUUCAGGAAGAAACUGCAAUAAGCAGAUCUGGUCCAAGUAAGAAAGCUAACAAUGGAAAAAAUGGAAGAUGGCUUCACAGGCCUCAACACCAGCACAAAGUGGAGGCUCCAGCAUCGGGCAGGCAUUUGAAUGGAAUCCUGGAGAACCCCAAGAACCAAGCGCCUCCAGGUCUCUACACAAAGACCCAGGACCCAGCCAAAGCCCCCAACACCCCUGACAUUCUCGAGAUCGAGUUCAAAAAAGGGGUCCCCGUGAAGGUGACCAACGUCAAGGAUGGCACCACCCACCAGACCUCCUUGGAGCUCUUCAUGUACCUGAAUGAAGUCGCGGCCAAGCACGGCGUGGGCCGAAUUGACAUCGUGGAGAACCGCUUCAUCGGAAUGAAGUCCCGAGGUAUCUACAAGACCCCAGCAGGCACCAUCCUUUACCACGCUCAUUUAGACAUCGAGGCUUUCACCAUGGACCGGGAAGUGCGCAAAAUCAAACAAGGCCUGGGCUUGAAAUUUGCUGAGCUGGUCUAUACCGGUUUCUGGCACAGCCCGGAGUGUGAAUUUGUCUGCCACUGCAUCGCCAAGUCGCAGGAGCGAGUGGAAGGGAAAGUGCAGGUGUCCAUCUUGAAGGGCCAGGUGUACAACCUUAGCCGGGAGUCCCCCCUGUCUCUCUACAACGAGGAGCUGGUGAGCAUGAACGUUCAGGGUGACUAUGAGCCAAUUGAUGCCACCGGCUUCAUCAACAUCAAUUCCCUCAGGCUGAAGGAAUAUCAUCGUCUCCAGAGCAAGGUCACUGCCAAAUAGACCCCUGUACAAUGAGGAGCCGGGGCCGCCUCAAUUUGCAGAUCCCCCAAGUAUAGGCACUAAUUGUUGUGAUAAUUUGUAAUUGUGACUUGUUC